Molecule: messenger RNA, 1161 nt
Organism: Diabrotica virgifera virgifera (western corn rootworm)
Lineage: Eukaryota; Metazoa; Arthropoda; Insecta; Coleoptera; Chrysomelidae
Product: protein DPCD
Exons: 2
Coding region: 469-1074 (201 amino acids)
Source: RefSeq, a predicted model, not a curated record
AUUGUAUUUUUUGCUUUGCAUUUUCAUAUGAAAAAACCGCGGUAUUUACCUUGUACUUUUUUUAACUAGGUGCAAUACUUAGGUAAUAUUAUUAAUAAAAAAAUUAUAUUAAAAUACAAUGCUAAAAACUUUAAUAUAUUAUUAGCAAUAUUAAAAACUUUAAUAUAUUAUAAAUAUAUUAUAUUAUAGUAUAUUAUGAAUCAGUAGAAAAGGUUAUAUUUAAAUUUCGUAAAUUAUAACUCCACUCGACCAGCGCACGACCACACAAGUACGCAAAUACGGUUGCGUGAAGCGUGGCUCGAAGCCGUGGAAUUUACGAGACUCUCGGUCUGUAGAGUCUUGUAUGGUUUUAUGAGUUUUAUGUAUGAAUUUUGACAUUUGUCUCAGGACAGGAGGAGAAAGUAAAUAUAACCAAUAUGUCACAUUUAAAAACAAAAAACUUAUUGAUAAAACUUUUAAAAUUACAAAAUGACCGACUGGUUCAUUCGAUUACAAAAGGCCAAAAAGACAUGUAUAAAACAAAGGGAUCUCAAGAAAGUUCGUUAUGAAUUAGAGCAAGGACAAGUGAUGGUAGAGGAAUAUAAUAUACAAACUGGUGUUCUAACUAGAAGAGCCUGGAAACGAUUGGGUACAUUGGCCGAUGAAGAAGCAUGGGAUAUAGAAAUAGGAGAUCCUGAUCCAACUUUUCUUAAUAAAGAAGAAUGCAGUAUUAAAGAAAGUUCAGGACAACCUUGUAUAACUAGAAGAAACACAAGAAAGAUCUUAGAAUGGAGAAUUCGAAAUUUACCUUAUCCUAUAGAAAUAUACUCAGUGAAAGUGGAUCCCGAUGAGCAGUGCCUAGUAGUAAGAACAUCUAAUAAAAAAUACUUCAAGAAGCUUCCUGUUCCUGACUUAGCAAGAUUAGGUAUUAGUUUAGAUGAAUCAAAUGUGUCAUUUACACAUAAAUUUAAUACUCUAAUUAUUGUAUAUGAAAAGCCUAAGCAGUUGCUUGAAUUUGAAAAAUCUUUAUAUGAAGAAAUUAAGAAAAUUGAACCAAAAGAUGAAGGAGAUAUGCCAGAUUGUCGACCUAGUUGAAUGAAAUAUAAGUAUUUGUGAUUUUAAUGUGUAAUAUUUAUUUAUUUCACAUUUAUAGAACAUAAUACAUUAUCCUACUUUUAUAUA